Colletotrichum lupini is the source of this 987-nucleotide messenger RNA. RefSeq lists its product as uncharacterized. The record is from RefSeq and is a predicted model, not a curated record. The transcript is spliced from 7 exons. Lineage: Eukaryota; Fungi; Ascomycota; Sordariomycetes; Glomerellales; Glomerellaceae. The coding region runs from base 1 to 987 and encodes 328 amino acids.
AUGACUCGCAGCAGCUUUCCACCUUCCUCCUCUCGUAUCUUCCCUCCCAAGGCCACCAUACCUUACCUCGUACAAAAGGUGACCGAAAAGAUUAUGGAACUUUCCGACCAAAGCGACACCUUGGUCUUGACGUACCCGACUAUCGAGCUAUCCGAAGACCGCGCCGGUGGGAGGGGUAAUUGGUACACGAGGCAAGCUUCAACUGCCGAGGUGAUGCAGACAUCGCAGAGUGCUCCCAUUACACAGGAGCCAGAUUACAUCCGACAGAUACUCUCUCGGCUCGGGGCCUGUUUGCACGAAUGUAUAAGACAAGGUAGGCCGGGACGUUUCCGGUCGCCCUUGCAAGUCGAACGGAACCCCCACGUUCCCUACCGACCGUAUGAACGUGUCCCCGUAACCCCCGCCUCCGCACCGGGCCGAUGUACGGACUACUCCAAAAACUACCAGCCAAUCCCGGCCAGAACCUCAACAAUCUGCCCCGAAAAGGACCCAUUUUGCCGGGCCCGCCGCCCCCAGGAUGUUGACCGUUUGAGCCGGAAUUGUGUUAAUAGUCCCUUCCAAGAUCAUAGCCACUCCAACGGCGGCAACUUGAGCAGCGCAGCCGCAUUAGAGGACGCCGACCAUCACAUGAUUAUGGCCCACACCCAGCGGUCUUUGACCCUUUCGGCGGCCGAGUCCAGCCUUGAUGUCUUGAUGUGCUCAUGGAUCAUGGCCCUGAUUCCUGAAUCGAUGAGGUACAUAGCCACACCAGAGUUACCGUCGGUGCAAGCUCAGGGUUUUGUCGGGCGUCAUCGAGAUGAGCCACUAAUGCAGCAGGUGCCAUUAGGAGUCAUCGAAACAUCACCACCCAAAAGAAUUAAGGUAAGACUCAUUUAUUCUGGACUUACCUGUACCAUAUUCGUUCCCGGGUACGAUUAUCGAUUCGUUGACGAUGGUAUGAAUGACACUGCAUUCUCCUCAAUACCCGUCUUCGUAGCGACUUUCUAA